AUUGGCCGGCCGCGACAUCGAUCACCGGGCCGCCGCUGCGCCCGGGCGGUUCGUCAGCAGCUGGAGCGGCGCAGAGGACACUGAGGGCGGGUUCAGGCACCAGCUGCAGAUCACUAUUCUAUUUGGUACCUAUUUAAUUUGGAUUUUAAAUUCAAUCGUUGAACUGAUGCAAUGAUAAGAGAUGGUGCUCAAAAAUUGUCUGAAACUGCUCAAGCGAUGGUGAUCAAGAGUUCCUGAUCUUUGAGAAUUAUGACAAUUUGGACCUCAGGAGUAUGGAUUUGAGUGACCUUUCUACCUCGCUCAUUGCGUGCUCUGUGCAUGCAUCGAUCUAUGAAGAUGAAGAACACAAGGAUCGAUUUGAAGCCCUUUUCCGUGUUUAUGAUGAACAUGCCACAUUCCAAUUAUUCAAGAGUUUUCAGAGAGUACAGAUAAAUUUCAGCAACCGUGAGGCAGCUGCCCAGGCACGAAUAGAACUUCACGAAUCUGACUUCAAUGGCACCAAACUCAAACUUUAUUUUGCACAGGUCCAAGAUACCCAAGAUCAUGCCAAAAAUUCAUACUUGGCUCCACCACCACCCAUGAAACAGUUCCUCAUCUCCCCUCCUGCUUCGCCGCCAGUUGGGUGGCGUCCAAUUGAAGAUGCUACUCCGAGCAUUAAUUACGACUUGCUGCGUGCAAUUGCUACUCUUGGUCCAGGUGAAAAGUACGAGGUCCACACAGGGUCGGAGGGUACCCCAAGCGUUGUAGUACAUAUCUGCGAUAGUGAAAAUGAGGAUGAAGGUGCAGUGAAGGCACCAAAACAACAAAUGGUUCAAACAAGGCGACCAGAUAAUAUGCCGGCAGGGAAGAAGUGAACCGUCUUGUCUGCCUGUCGUCUGAGACCAGAUCAUUCUCUGCAGCGACACUCCAUCAGCUGUCUCUUGUUUUCUUGAGGACUGUUUUUAAAAAAAAAGUUGAGAUUUGGGUGAUUGCCUAAUUAAAGAACAACUGUAAGGACUCCAUUAUUUGUGGUGUUGAAGCUUUAUUCCAGAAUAUUGAGGCUUCAUCAAUAUAGGUUUGCUGAUGGGGAAUUAAAUGGCAUAACGGUUUGUGGGCUGCAUCCCCCUCCCCCUUCCCCAUUCUCCAAAAUAGCUUCAAAUCCAUAAUGCUGUUAUCCAGCCUCAGUGUUCACUCAGAGCUGUUCUUCAGCACUUAACAGAUGCAGGGUAUGUAACUGUUGCUAUUGUCUCUUAUUGCAGUAUUGUUAUCACUGUUCCUGUAUGUGCAUGUGCGUUUUUGUAUGUUAUAAUGAACCACAUAAGGGGGAAGUAAAUGCUCUGGCGCCUGUGUUCUUCUAAAACUUCUUGCUAAUUAUAUUGUGAGUGGAUGGGGCUCCAAAUAUGAGGGAUUCUCCACUCACAUCUUUCCUUGCUGUCUCCCCCACCCCCAUUCUCUGCUCUCCUCACCCACUCCACAACAUUGCAGUGGUGAAAUAUAUAAUACUACUUGCUUUUGCAGGGGGGACGUUAUGAGCCUUGUGCAGUUUGUGCAUGCAUGUCUUCUGUCUUUGUCUUCUUUAAGGUCAGUUUGCUGGCUGAAACAAAACCAAAAAAAAAAGUUUAGGAAAGACAUAGCUGUUCGCACUUCAAGUGUUAUUUACAAGUUAAAUCUAGAUAGAGUUGCUCGGUUAAUGAGAUACCAGUGAUAACCAUCUAUUCAAUGAUGCUUGCCUAACAAUAAUGAUUUAAGACGUGAUAUGUCUUGAAAUGAUAACCUGAAAUAAAUGACACUAUUUUUUACAAUUGUUGAAGGUAACUUGAUGUGCUGCCUGAGCUUUGCAAUUUCACAUUAAAUUUCCAGAUUUAAUGGAUAACGAUGAAUUAAUUGCCACACAAUGUUACUUACUCAUAUUUUGAGGAUCAUAUGUUUGCUGUUGGAUGGUUUCUGGUGAAACAUAUUUGACAGAUGCUGAUAAUUAUUGCAAAAAUCUGAAUAAAUAAUACAACAGU
Messenger RNA from Leucoraja erinaceus (little skate), 1988 nucleotides. Its product is annotated as calcipressin-3-like. The transcript is spliced from 5 exons. Bases 273 to 854 code for a protein of 193 amino acids. The record is from RefSeq and is a predicted model, not a curated record. Gene Ontology annotation, cellular component: cytoplasm; nucleus. NCBI's taxonomy places the organism in Eukaryota, Metazoa, Chordata, Chondrichthyes, Rajiformes, Rajidae. Gene Ontology annotation, molecular function: calcium-dependent protein serine/threonine phosphatase regulator activity; nucleic acid binding. Gene Ontology annotation, biological process: calcium-mediated signaling.